UUGUUCAGUGAGGGGGCUGACUGAGGCGGCUCGGUGUCUGUGGCUAGCGGCUCGGUUCGGCGUCCCUCCUGUCGUCCCAGAAAUGAAAUAGAACGUUCACAUUUCUUCCUUUAUAGUUUUCAGAAAGAGCUAAAGAUGGCUGAAUUUCUAGAUGACCAGAAUACUCGAUUGUGUGACAACUGCAAAAAAGAAAUUCCUGUGUUUAACUUUACUAUCCAUGAGAUCCACUGUCAAAGAAACAUUGGUGUGUGUCCUCUCUGCAAGGAACCAUUUCCCAAAUCUGACAUGGAGACUCACAUGGCUACAGAACACUGUCAGGUGAUCUGCAAAUGUAACAAGAAGUUGGAGAAGAGGCAGUUAAAGAAACAUGAGGAGACUGAGUGCCCUCUGCGACUUGCUCUCUGCCAGCACUGUGAUUUGGAACUUUCCAUUCUCAAACUGAAGGAACAUGAAGAUUACUGUGGUGCCCGGACAGAGCUAUGUGGCAACUGUGGGCGAAAUGUCCUUGUGAAAGAUCUGAAGACUCACCCUGAAGUUUGUGGGAGAGAGGGCGAGGAAAAGAGAAAUGAGAUUGCCAUACCUUCUAAUGCAUAUGAUGAGUCUUGGGGUCAAGAUGGAGUCUGGAUUGCAUCCCAACUCCUGAGACAAAUUGAGGCUCUGGACACCCCCCGAAGGCCCAUGGGAGCCUUUGAAUCAGACCUUUUCCACAGUAAUAGGAUUAUCAGCCAAAGGAACAUGACAGCCCAGUUUCCAGUUCAGAAUAAUUUAUUUGAAGAACAAGAAAGACAGGAAAGGAAUAGAGGCCGACAGCCCCACAAAAAGGGUGGUGAAGAUAGUGCAAACUUGGACUUCAUGUUGGCCCUAAGUCUGCAAAAUGAAGGCCAGGCCUCCAGUAUGGCAGAGCAGGACUUCUGGAAAGCUGUGUGUGAGGCAGACCAGUCUCAUGGCGGUCCCAGUUCUCUGAGGGACAUAAAAGGUGCAGCUGAUGAGACCAUGUUGCCUUGUGAAUUUUGUGAGGAGCUCUAUCCAGAGGAGCUGCUGAUUGACCAUCAGACAAGCUGUAACCCUUCACGUGCCUUAACUUCGCUCAAUACUGGCAGCUCUUUCCCCAGAGGGGUGGAGGAACCUGAUGUCAUCUUUCAGAACUUUCUGCAGCAGGCUACAAGUAACCAGUUAGACUCUUUGAUGGGCCUGAGUAGUUCACCCUCUGUGGAUGAUAGCAUCAUCAUCCCAUGUGAAUUCUGUGGUGUACAGCUGGAAGAGGAGGUGCUGUUUCAUCAUCAGGACCAGUGUGACCAACACCCAGCUACAGCAAACAACCAUGUGACAGAGGGGAUUCCUAGACAGGACUCCCAGCCUCGAGAGACCUCACCAGAGCUGCCCAGGAGGCGUGUCAGACACCAGGGAGACCUGUCUUCUGGCUACAUGGAGGAGAUCAAGCAGGAAACAGCUAAUGGGCCCACCUAUCCUCCCAGCAGACCCAUUAACAAUAUGACAGCUGCCUAUGACCGACUUUCCAAGUUGACAUCAGGUCCUAGAACUGGAUUCCAGCCUAGCCCUCCACACGUACCAAAGCUCAACAACUCAGACAGCCAAGGCAUCCAGGAACGAAAUCAAAACAGCCAGAAUGGGGCCAUGGCCACUGGACAUGUUCCAGUAAUUCAACCAGUUCGAAAUCUCUACCCAGAAAACCUUGUACCCUCCUUCCCCUGUGGGCCUGCAGGGAGAUACAGAACUAGUGAUAGGAGUGAACGUGGCAGGAAUUCCCGGGUCACCCCUGCAGCUGUCACCUACCGCAACAGAACUGCAAAGGCAAAGCCCCCAAAGCAGCAGGGAGCUGGGGAGGCGGAAGAGGAAGAGGAGGAGAAGUAACGGUGUCUCCAGAGAUCCUUCACACUGGUUCCCACCUUCCGUGCACAGCAGCACUUGCCGCGGGGCAGGCCCUGCCUCUCUGGCUCUUUGGGCAGAGAUUUUCCAGAUUUUAACUUUUUCUAGGUUAUGGCCAUUUUGUGUCUUUUGAGAUUGUGCUGUGGGAGUUUAGGGGUUUGAGGGAGGGUUCGCAAGGAGGCUGCUGAGAAGUGUUGCAGCCUUAGCUGCCACCUUUUGGCAGCAGUGAAAUAUGAGUUACAGCCUCUUGGCCCACCAGGGUUCCAUCUUUUGUCUUAUUUUCACCACUGCUUCUUGGUGCUGUGUGGUCCCGGUGGAAGGUGGGGAAGGUUCUAGAAACCUGGUUCCCACCAGUGAAGUGAUUCUCUGCCCUGUGGGGGCCUAAAUUUGGGGCUUUUGGGUAACCUCUCCUGUGUACCGCCCCUGCCCAGUCUAGACUAGGCCACAGGUAUGCGUGGAGGAGCUCUGAGAAAGUGCUCAGGCCAGUUGCAAUACACGUUAGGGACAAGGCAUCUGGAGUUGAGUUAGGCUGGAGGUGAGUGGACUAGAGGCUAUGUUUUAAGCUGCUUCCUUGGUAUUUGGCAUCACUGCCUUCUGUUCCUGGUGGGAGCAUGGCUCCUUUGUCCUCACUGCCCUUUAAUAGGAAGGGCUGAGGGCUCCCUGUCCCACCAGGGCCAUGCUAGGCUCUGCUCCAGCCCCACGCUUGCUCUGAAACUAAGUGUCAGAGACCCUUCCCCCUCUUUUUAUUUUACUAUUAUAAUUAUUAACUUCCUUGUAAUAGAAAUAAAGUUUGUACUUGAAGUUCA
Carlito syrichta (Philippine tarsier) is the source of this 2693-nucleotide messenger RNA. It is a transcript of the gene TRAFD1, whose product is annotated as TRAF-type zinc finger domain containing 1. The transcript is spliced from 12 exons. The record is from RefSeq and is a predicted model, not a curated record. Lineage: Eukaryota; Metazoa; Chordata; Mammalia; Primates; Tarsiidae. Bases 136 to 1872 code for a protein of 578 amino acids.